Molecule: messenger RNA, 1268 nt
Organism: Stylophora pistillata
Lineage: Eukaryota; Metazoa; Cnidaria; Anthozoa; Scleractinia; Pocilloporidae
Product: carbonic anhydrase 2
Biological process (GO): one-carbon metabolic process
Molecular function (GO): carbonate dehydratase activity; zinc ion binding
Source: RefSeq, a predicted model, not a curated record
GAAAACAGAUCCGAAAUUGGAGAAGUCUUUCCAGAAGCGAAGAAUCUCAAACCAGUUAUAGUGAUGUAUCUUUUGUGGCUAAUUUCUAUGAUUGGCGCCGUUGUGUGUCAAGAUUAUGCCUACCUGUCUGAUCAAAAAGCUCCAGGCCCAGCAAACUGGCCCCAAAUCUUCCCACAAUGCGGCGGAAAACUUCAGUCUCCUGUCAACAUCGAGACAAAGAAAGUGAAGAAGAAAAGCUAUCCUGAUCUCAAGAUCAGUUUUGACAACCCCUGUGGACUGGUGACCGGGGAGCUUGUUAAUGGCGGCCAUUCUCCUACCUUCAACAUCGACUGCUCAAAGGGGAGCGCUAAACUCAGUGGCGGUCCCUUGGAGUGUGACGAGUACGCCCUUCAACAAUUCCAUUUUCAUUUUGGAUGCGAAAACAGUCGAGGAUCGGAGCACUUGAUUGACAACAAGACUUUCCCAGCUCAGCUUCAUUUGGUUUUCUAUAACAAAAAGUACAACUCCUUCAAGGACGCAGUGGAUAAACCGGACGGCUUAGCAGUUCUCGGAGUCCUUCUCACGGCGACGUGCCCAGGAAACAGGGUUCUAGGAAAAUUUUCUAAUAAACUGAAAAAAGUGAUUGACGAAGGCGCCAGGACUAAUGUGACCACCGCCGACGGCAUUCGUCUAAACUACCUCAUGCCCUACAAUAACAAACAAGUCAACGAGGAGGAAGAUGAAGACGAAACCGAUGAUGAUGACGCCGCUGCUAACAGCGAAGAUGACGAUGAAGACGAAAAAAAGAAAAUACGUUACUACACUUACAAAGGUUCCCUUACCACUCCUCCCUGCUAUGAAUCUGUCACUUGGAUCGUUUUCAAGGACAAAGUCAAGAUUUCGAACACUCAGCUCAACAAGUUCAGGAAACUAAAGGCUCAGUACGGUGGUGCUCCUGGUUUAAUGUGUGAUAACAUGAGGCCGGUACAACCGCUGUACAAACGCAAGGUGUAUUCUGUCGUCUCAAGCCGGGACUAAAUAGCCAAAAGCUGUUUUUUAAACUUCUCCUGGUCUUACUUAAAAAAUCAGAUAAAUUGAAGGCGCAAGUGCGAGUUUAUUAUUUAAGAAAAAUGUGUAAAAAUCGGUGCCACAUGUAUAUAAUUGUGAAAUAUUCCAAUUUUUUUAACCAGGGAAUAAUUUUGUAUUGUGCGAGGAGUUUAACAAUUACAAUGAAUAUAUGAAGUUCAUAUAUUUUGAACUGCGAUAGUAGAUACGUAUGGCGCACGAUC